GUGGUUUAUCAAAACAUCAUGGCGGCCGGUUUCAAGACUGCUGAGCCUCUGGAGUACCACAGGAGCUUCCUGAAAGAAAACUGCAGACCUGAUGGACGAGAGUUGUCAGAAUUCAGAACCACGACACUGAACAUAGGGUCCAUAUCCACAGCCGACGGCUCAGCUCUGGUGAAGUUGGGAAACACGACAGUGAUCUGUGGGAUCAAAGCGGAGUUGACGAAUCCUCCAGUGGAGGCGCCUGGUAAAGGCUACAUCGUGCCCAACGUGGACCUGCCGCCUCUGUGCUCGUCCCGCUUCCGACCGGGUCCGCCAGGAGAACAGGCCCAGGCCGCCAGCCAGUUCAUCGCAGAUGUCAUCGAAAGCUCUGAGGUGAUCCAAACAGAGGACUUGUGCAUUGAAAGAGGAAAGCUCUGCUGGGUGCUCUACUGUGACCUGAUGUGUCUCGAUUACGAUGGGAACUUGUUGGAUGCUUGUAUCGUUGCCCUGCUGGCUGCUCUGAAGAACACGCAACUCCCAGAGGUGACUAUCAGCACAGAGACCAGUGCACCGGAGGUCAAUUUAGAGAAGAGACGUGGGCUUCACAUCCAGAAACAUCCAGUCGCCACCUCUUUCUGUAUCUUUGAUGACUCCAUACUGAUCGUAGACCCCACGGCCGAGGAGGAGAGUCUGGCCACCGCUCAGCUCGCUGUGGUGACGGAUGAAGAAGGUCGACUCUGCUCUUUACACAAACCAGGUGGGACGUCCCUGUCAGGAGAGAAGCUGCAGGAGUGCAUCAGCCGAGCAACAGUACGACAGAGAGAGAUCCAGAAACUCAUCAACAAAGUUCAACACAGUGUGAAGACAGAUCAAUAAAGAGCCUCAGACCAUGCUUUGUUUUAUCUAAAAGCUGUAUUUUCCACUGUCAAUAUAUAUUCUGUUUAAUAACAAUAAAACUGCUGACAAAGA
Molecule: messenger RNA, 945 nt
Organism: Limanda limanda (common dab)
Lineage: Eukaryota; Metazoa; Chordata; Actinopteri; Pleuronectiformes; Pleuronectidae
Gene: exosc8
Product: exosome component 8
Exons: 11
Coding region: 19-852 (277 amino acids)
Biological process (GO): U4 snRNA 3'-end processing; nuclear polyadenylation-dependent rRNA catabolic process; TRAMP-dependent tRNA surveillance pathway
Cellular component (GO): nuclear exosome (RNase complex); cytoplasmic exosome (RNase complex)
Source: RefSeq, a predicted model, not a curated record